Messenger RNA from Morone saxatilis (striped sea-bass), 6729 nucleotides. Its product is annotated as proline-rich protein 36. The coding region runs from base 313 to 1872 and encodes 519 amino acids. The transcript is spliced from 6 exons. The record is from RefSeq and is a predicted model, not a curated record. Lineage: Eukaryota; Metazoa; Chordata; Actinopteri; Moronidae.
ACAAAGAGUGAAACAUCUUCAUCUCACUGACAGCAAACAGCAGUCGACGACAGAAGCGUCCGCACUGUGAUAUUCCGAAGCCCCCCAUCCAUAAAAAAAUACACCGGGAGUGUGGCCCUGGUACCCCGGUGUGUGUGCGUGUGUGUGUGAGCCGAGUCUGGGAGGGGCAUCUGUCUGUCCGUCCGGGCAAUGGCGGAUGGGGAGGCCACCGUGUCUGUGGAGUGGGAAAGCGGUGAUGGGGGCUUAGCAGAAUAACAUCCCCGCUUCUGCAGUUGUAUUUUCUCUGUGUAGCUUGGUACUUCAGCUCUCGCCAUGGAUCCAGAGAAAACGUUGACAUUCUGCCUCGGGCUGAAGGCUGAGGAGAUGACCAUGUCCCUGCAGGGGCUGGACGGGACUGAAGCUGCUACGGUGGCUGUUUCUCAGAAGGAGGCUGACAUGCGUACAGUUAAUAAGGUGGUGAAGCAUCAUGGUGGUUCUGGUAGCCGGCCUGUUGUCAGUCCCAAGUACUGUCCUGGGGUAAACAACAAUCCAGGUUACCUGUGUGAAACAGGGCACUGCUGCGGAGAGACUGGCUGCUGUACCUACUAUUAUGAACUCUGGUGGUUCUGGCUGCUGUGGACAGUGUUGAUCCUCUUCAGCUGUUUCUGUGCUUACCGCCACCGCCGGGCCAAGCUGAGGAUCCAGCAGCAGCAGAGACAGAGGGAGAUCAAUCUGAUUGCCUAUAAUGGAGCCUGCAACUACCCUUCAUCAAUGUUGGACCUCAGUUUUCUGGCGUCCUUCAAGUUGCCCUCCUACGAGGAGGUGGCGGCCCAGCCUAGUACCCCUCCUCCGCCUUAUAGCUCCGUCUUUGCUCUGCAGGGAGGUGCAAUGGGGGGUCCUAGCUCCUCUUACCCCCAUCAUCACCACCACCGUCACCCCUGCCCUCCCUACCUGGCCCCCGGUCCCAGUGGCCUGACUUCCUCCCAGAGCUCUGACAACUACACCAGCUGCUCCUGUGAGUCGUGCUCCCUCACCUCCCCCUCCAGCACCUCCUUCUCUGUCCAGGUGACGGACGAGACGUACGACAGCAGCCACAUCUCCACACCCAGUGAAGCAGGGGGUGACUGUGCUGUCAUGCCGAGGGUUGGGUUCAACUUCACACCAACUCCUUCCCCGCCACCUCCAUCACAAGUUCCACCUGAUGUUAUACCUGCAGUUACUCCAGAUGUCAUACCCGUACGAAGACGGUCCUCUAAUGGCAACGAAGGAGUCUCUCCUUCAGCUCCACCACUCUCUCUUCCUUUACACUCUCGUCCGUCACACCCUUCUCGCCUCCCACUUUCUCCACUCAUUCUGUUAUCCUCCCUCCCUCCUGGUCAAGUCCAUCCGCUCGUCCUCUCAGACCCGCUUGGAGCUGUGGCUGUUCAGAAAAAGAAAGAAGAAGAGGCCUCAUCUUGUGGUCCACCCCCCAGGCCCACUCUGUCUCCCCCUAAACAAGCUCUCUUCUCCUCAAAUGUGUCUGUUUUCACACAUUGUAACAACCAAGAGGAGCAGAAACAAGAAAAAGAAGAGGAGGAAGAGGAAGAAGAAGAUGACGAGGAGGAUCAUUUCCGGCAUCGCCGGUUAACGGGUGACUCUGGCAUUGAGGUAUGCCGCUGCCAUGUGAAGAGAGAGGAGCAAGAGGAAGUGCAGAAGGGGUAUUUUGGUAAAGGAGGGAAAGAGGCUGUGAAGGAAGGGGAGAGGGCAGAUGUGCUGCACGACAGCGUGGACUGUUCUUUACGAGCGAAGGCCGCUGUUCAGUCACCGCUUGCUGAGCAGUGUGGUCCCGUCUCCUCAUCCUCCAGCAUCAUCCAGAAGACAGGCGAGGCCAUCAUCACUGUUGAGUCUUUGUAAGCUGAUGGCCAGUGAGAUUUCACCAAACAAGUGGAAAAAGUGAGAUGUUUAUGCUUGAUAGCAUCCUCAUAGAUCGAGACUAGUAGGUAAAACGUUGAAUCACUGAAGAAAAGCCUUACAGGUCUUACUGUAACGGUUGCAAGCAGAGGGACAGGAUAAGUAAUGGAUCCUCCCCUUUUUUUUCCUGUAUUCAAAUGAGUAACUCCAAGCAAAGCCGACACCUGAAAGUCCUGUUUUGUAGUUAAUUUAUUUGUGGUUCAGGAAAAGGCUUAUCUUUUUCUCUAAACUGAUGCUAAGGAAUUGCUCUUUUUCUCUUUCCCACAUGCUAACCAAAUCCAUUUUUACCAUCCCUGCAUCCCUCUACAGUUUACUUUAGAUCUCUUCUUUCUCUCUCUGCAUGGAAAGUCCUAAUAGUCAGUGGUUCCCAACCUGGGGGGUAUGGAUCCCUCUAAGGGGUCACAAGAUAAAUCAGAGGGGGUCAUGUAAUGAUUAACAGUAUAAGAAAGGAGAAAAACAUAUGAUAGUCAUAUAAUAAUUUAUAGAUGUUUCUUUAUUCUUCGCUUUUUUAUGUGAAAUUAUAGAUGGUUUUACCUCUUUGGGCAUUCAAAUGAAACAAUCUAAGAAGCAAAAAUCAAUCUUUGCUGGAACUGCUCACAAUGUCUUGACAUAUGCAAUGUGGUCACAACAAAAUAUUCUUUCAUUUGAAGGGGUCAGACUGCAAAAAAAGUUGGGAACCACUGCUUGAUAUCACAUAUCACUCAAUGAUCCCAGGCCAUUGAAUCAGCGAACAAAACUGUUAACCAUUAACUGAUAUCUUGAAUUGAAAAUGUAUAUUCUAGGAGUAUAUAAAGUAAAAUGACGGAACAAUAUAUUUCCAGAAGAGCAGCUUCUAACAAACUGUGUCUGGAUCAAUUUAUGUGAUCUCAAUUUACUUUCUAACUUUUGAAAAGGAUCACAACUGUAGUAUGGUUUGAGGUCACAGGACUAACUGGUGACCUUUGUUGUUGUGGGGUGAAUUUUUGCUUUCACUUGCCUACUUCCCUCUGUUUAUCAGAGGAUAUAAAGAGGGAAGGCAACUAUUGAGGUUGAUACAAGAAGUGUGUGUUUUAUACUUUGUGUCUUAUGUUGCUCCUUGAAGGAAAAGGGGUGCAAACAUUGAUUAAAAUGUGUGGGUGGCAAAGCUUUACAAUGGUAUUAUGAUUAUACGUUGUUGUUCCAGACUGUUACAUGAUUAUACUGUUUAAUUAACUGACUGUUUGACUUUGGAUUUAAUGUGUUUGAACAUUUAAUGUGUUCCUGGUUGGUCGUUGCCAUUUUUGCAAGGCAAUGUAAAUCUGAUUCCUUCAUGGACGGACUGUUGAGUUUUUACAAGGCAGAAACUUUAAGCCUAAUCUCGUCACUGAUGAUGAAUGUAAAAGGUUAUGCAUUGCAACAAAAACAAUAUUAUAUUAUUAAAUUGUUUACGCGGAAUUUUUAUAGCACGAUGAUUGACUGAAAACCUCUGGAAAAGUGUCCAAAUCUGCAGCGGUGCGGUGCACACUGCCGGGUGCGGGCUUUGAGAGGACACUUUGAAAGGAAGUGCCCAUCGUAAUGUCUGUCUGAGUCAAGUAAUGCUUGUGAAAUAUCAAAUGUACGGAGUGAAGGUUUAAAGUUGCAGUCAGAAUAAUGGCUCUUUUAUUAUUGCUGUGGCUAAACAUGUGGUCACUUCUGGGAGUUGGACUGCUUUCCUUUAAAUGUAUCCUGGUUUAAACUGUUUUUGUAUGUAAAAUAAUUUGUCAGUUGAUGUCCAAUUGUACAGUGUCUGUCACUAGAGAAUAGGCAGCCUCAGUGGGUGGAGUGGGAGGUUGAUACCCUUGAUUGAUGAUCUGUACUUCCUAGGAUUGUGUCAAGUUAGUCAAUCCUGGUCUUAAGUAGUGGAAAUAGCACACAUGUACUCUCUUGUAAUUGAAUUAAUAAGUACAAAAUGUACUAAAGCGUAGGAUAAGAUUUAGAAAGAAAGAAUGUCUCAAAUCACAUUUUGGUACAUGUUUGUCUUGCUGUAGUUAUUAUGAGACAAAUGUCUCUGUAGUUCAUUGACUAGAGGCCACUUCAUUGUGUCCUCGGCUCUGUGCAAAACCGACUUAAUUGUCUAAAGCCUAAAGGCAAAGCUUACAACUCAUUUCUGUGGACAAAGAUCAUUGUCUUGGUUCAGCUCAAUAACACCUUUAUUUUGUCAUAGACAAAUCAUGUGUUUGUGUGUACCUCAAUGGGGAAUACAAAGACGUUAUGAAGGUUUUCUAGACAUCCUCUGAUCGUCUCUUUUUAAAGCUCUUUUGGAGUGAGUCACAGAUGUGUCUCAAAGGUGACGAAUGCUCUGACGGAGACUGUUCGUCCUCUGAACACAUCGACAAAAAAGCCUUUUGGCUGCUGUACAUUUUUUGGCUAAAGAAUGGACAGUUGUUAUUUUCUCAUUAGUUCUAGCUAAUGUAUGUUUAUCAAGGUUAUAUGGUGCCUAGAUGAAAAUAGACUUUCUGUAAGGCAUUCUAUAGUUUACUGCUGCUAUGUGAGUGUGAGUGUGUGUGUGCGUUUUCUGUAAAUUGUGUAUAGUCGUACAUCAAAUGGGCAAACAUUUUCUAGCAGUGCUUAGCGGUCUCUUUAUAAAAUAUACACAAUAUGUAAUACAUGUGAGACUUGCAAAAAUAGUAUUUAGCAAUAGUAUUCACACUUUUUUUCCUUACUCUAGUUAAUGCUGGUUGAUAGGAAAUUAACUGUUGUGAAAAAGACAUUUACCUCUUUAUAACUGAUCCGUGAGCUGUGCUGGGCAGAGGCCCUUGAUUGUACAUCAUACUGCAUUUUUAAAUGCCUUUGGCUUAAGGUUUCUCCCAAGUGCAAACUCAGAUUAUCUGGUUUUACCGUAGCCUCUGUCUGUGCCUCUUGUGUGUUACCACAUUACAUUCAGGUCACUGAGUUAAGCAUCCGUGUUUCUGAAAAAUAAACUGACGAUCUUUGAAAAACAAUACUCACUGUGCUACCGCUGCUCUGAAGGUAUUUCCAGAUUCCUCAAAGACUCUUCUGUCAAUUUGGAUAAAAGAAAACAACCUUUAGCUACAUGAUAUAAGAACAAGCCAUUUCCCAAGUUGCAACUCUGUUUCCUAUUCGAUACAAAGAUGGUAACUGGAAAUAACGUUAUGUCCUUGGAUUUGUACAACAUGAUGUUAUAUUUUCUAUAUUCAGGUUUUUUUUUGUGUUUUCAUACAGAAUAAAAAAGAUUUGUUUAUGCACAUUCAAAAAUAUUUAGGAGGAAAACGUGAGUAGGAAGUGAGUCCUAUUUUUUUAGUGCCAAUUUUACAUGAAAUAGCUCAACAAAACCAUUAAAUUAUGAUGAAGUUAUGCAAAUGAUUAAAAAUUGGAACAGCUGAUGUGUUUAAAUUUGCUAACUUUGUCUCACAGGCCUGGGAAUGAGGGCAAGAUUGUUUGAACUUUAUUUAUUAUCCAGUAGUAUACAGUUGUGUUUGUUUUGUCAAUAAUUUAUUAAUUUUAUAGUAGACUUAAUUCUUAGACUGUUUGUAAUUUUACAUAGCAUUCUUAAUCUGGUCUUUAUGAAUCUGUGUAAUGAUGAAAAAACUUUAUUCAUUCAUUUAUUUUUUUUCUUGUCCAGUAAACAAAGGAAAUAAGAAACAGAGAGAACUCAGGAAGAGAUAGAGUAGUAGAAAAUAUUUGGUAAUAUUCGGAGUGAAUAUUUGCUUGUCCAGAUGGAUGACAUUGUCUUUGAGGAUUCUCAAAGUGUUAUUAACUUUUGUGUGUUGAUUUUUUAAAAUAUCACAAGGUAUUGGUUUUCAUAAAAAUAGACAUUUAGCUCUGUGACUCAAAUAUAAUGGUGAUCCACAAGAGACACAAACAGGGGCUUGUUUUACCCCAACUCUGAUUUUACAUUGAAGCCAAACUGAUCUGAAUUCAGUGUACAUAGAAGUAGUUUUUUUUUUUUUGCCUUGUCAGCAGCUAGUGUGUACAGACAAAAAUGCCCAAACUCAACCCUCAUUGCCACUGAAGGCCAAGGCCUGAUAUAAGACUGUUACCUCGCUGAGUUUUGACUGCAAAGGACUGUUUACUUCUCCUUAUCAAGAUAGUAUUUACUCUAUAUUUGUACUGACUUUAUUUUGUAAUGCCAAGAAUUGAAGAUUUGAAAAAGAAACACACAGAGCCCACAUUGGUACGGCUGAACUCGUUUGCCAGGAAAAAAACAAAAACACAAAAGAUAAAAAACCCUGUUGAUUCAGGAUAAGUUUGUCUCCCGGGAAACAAAGUGUUCUCCUUUUACUCCUGCAGCUACGAGAUCGCAGGAUUUAUAGAAGUAUCUAUAUGUGAUUGUAUGUGGAAUAGUUCAGAUUAAUAUUAAUACAAAAUGUGGUGUUCUUUGAGGGUAUCCUUGUGCAAUUCUACCUGCAGCUCUUCAGUGUGUUGUAUGCAUGUGUGAGAGAGUUACUGUCAGCCGUGUUGUUGUGGUGUUCAAUCAUUGUCGCUUAUUAUGAGGCCAAAGUUGAUUGUUGUUGGUAUUUGUUAACAUGAUAUUUGUCAAUAUGAAUAUCCAAACAUUUUUAUGUCAUCAUGUAUAUCAAAUUGAUUUUGUAUUUUGGUGUAUAGCAUAGAGAUUUCUGAUGUAAAAUUCAAACACUGAGAUGCUCUCACAUUUUUAAGUAUUUGUUUGGUUGCACACAUCCCGGUGCUUUUUCCAGAAGGUGGGGUUGUAUUUAGGUUUCUUCCAUUUGAGGUUUUUUGCAUUGAUGCUCACUGGGAGUCUACCAAGUUGGACACAGACAUAUGCGCUACUUUAUUCGACAAAAACUGGAUUUUGUGUCAAAAUAAAUGCUAACGAGUGCU